Messenger RNA from Triticum turgidum subsp. durum (durum wheat), 564 nucleotides. The record is from the annotation of a GenBank genome assembly. Lineage: Eukaryota; Viridiplantae; Streptophyta; Magnoliopsida; Poales; Poaceae.
AUGUUCCUUGUUUUCUGCCAGCCUUACGAAGAUGAAGAAUCCAGCCAACCACCGGAGAGCAUCAGCACCUUAUUAUCUUCUAGAGGAAUGACCGACCAAGUAACGCAACUUAAAGCUCUGAAGGGCAUAUUGAUUGAUGCAACUGCAGAACCAAUUAUGCUAUCAUAUCCAUUUCUAAGCUCCAUCACAGGAAAUUUCUCUCGAGAAAUCGGCCGUGGUGGUUUCGGAAUUGUUUACCAGGGAGACCUUGGGACUAGGAAGGUUGCUGUGAAGAAACUUUCCAUCAUACCAGAGAGGUUCUCGGACACACUCUUUGUGGAAGAGAUUAAGUGUUUAAUAAAAGCAAAGCACAAUAAUGUGGUCAGAUUUCUAGGUUAUUGUGCAGAUACACAGGGGGAAUUGAUAUUAUUCAACGGAAUGCAUGUGUUGUCAGAGCUACCACAACGGCUGUUAUGCUUCGAGUAUUUUCCUAAUGGAAAUCUUGGGAAGUAUCUUGAAGAUAAAUCUCAUAAAGAUGAAUGGAAAAUUCGCCAUCAAAUGAUUAGGGAAUUUGUCAUGGUUUGA